AGCAGCGCAGCCAGGCGCAGCCCGAGAGGUCAAGAUGUCGCAACAGGCCAGCCCCGCGGGCCCGCUGCUCCAGACGCUGGUGUCGCUGCUGCUUCUUACAGGCCUGCCCGGCGCGGUGUCGCUCAAGAACGUCCGCAUGCGCGUGGUGCCCGCCGCCGUGGAGGCCGGCCGGCCCGCCACCGUGCUCUGCGAGUACGACCUGGAGAACUCGGGGCUGUACUCGGUCAAGUUCUACCGCGGCACCCACGAGUUCUACCGCUACUCGGCCGCCGACGAGCCCCACACCAAGGUGUUCCCCUUCCCGCAGGGCCUGCCCUCCAGCCCAGUCAACCUGCAGCGCUCCAACCAGACGCAGGUGUACCUCGGCGAGGUGUCGCCGUCCCUGGCCGGCAACCUGAGCUGCGAGGUGACGACGGACGACAACUUCGUCACCCGGAUGGUCUACACCAACCUCAUCGUCGCGGUGAAACCGGAGGGCCCGCCGUCGCUGUCGGCCACCAAGGCCGCCUACGACCCCGGCGAGGUGCUGUACGCCACCUGCAGGGCCAAGCCCUCGCAGCCCGCCGCCGACCUCAGCUUCUACAUCAACGACAAGGAGGUGGGCCACGGCAUCCCCGAGGUGCUCAACACGUCCCAGGGACUGCUGCAGGCGCGCCUCGACCUCCACCUCCGCCUCACCGAGGAGCACUUCGCCGGGUCGCGCGACCACGACUCGCUGCCGCUGCGCUGCCACGCCGAGGUGCCGCACCUGUUCAUCCACAACCAGUACCUCAGGCUGCCCCGCCGGACCAAGCAGCCCAUCCCGGCCCGAGUGACCCAGCCCAACGGCGGCGUGCGACUGCCGGCGUCGGGCGGCGUGCUGCUGCUGGCCCUGCUCGGCGUGCUGCCCGGGCUGACGGCCACCAUGAGAUGAUGGCCCUGCCUGGCCUGGCUGUGCCUCGGCCCCUGAGCACCCCGUCGAGGCCACCGCCGCGGUCCUGCUCCCUGGAGGCUGGGCCUGCGAGGCACGCCGGCCUUGAGUCGCUGCAUUCCUCUGAGGCCCGAUACCGCAGAUCUUCAGUACUCCAGAGUGCCGGUCAAAGGAAAGGCCCCUCCAUUGUGGAGGCGAGAGAGAAGCGCUGCCCGGCCGGGACGCGGCAUGGUCUCUUUUCGUUCUUGACGUCCGUGACAGAAGACGGAAGAGUCCACAUAUGAGAGGAGGUGCGGUGUGCGUCCAUGUGUAGUUUACACCUGAGAUGGCAGUCAGAAGUCAGCCAUGCUUGGGACUUCCCGGUACCCGGAAGCCUGAGACCUCUCGGUCCACCAUUUGUUCGGCCAAGAGCAUCUAAAAAUUCACCUUUAGUUUAUUGGGCUUGUGGAAACAUUGAUAUCAAUUCAAGAUAAUCUAUGAAAUGAAAUGACAUAAUAAGACAUUGAUACACCCUUGCUGUGCAAGAAAUUGUUUUCUUUCUAUUUUCCUCACCUUCUAUGAUGAUAUAAGUCCAGCGCUUGUAUGUUUUAUUUGUGAGGAAGAAUUGCUGGGUCUCAUAACUAUCAAUUUGUUAAAAAUCUUUUAAAAAUAAUUAUGCAUGAGUUGCAUGUAUAGUUUUUGUUUUAUAUGUGUCUGUCUUGACGUGUUUAUACACUUCAUUUGCAAGUCAUGUAAAAAUAAAGUCCCUUACAGAAAAGUGGUUGACACCUCAGAUAUUAAAUGCUGGUUCACAAUUCGAAAACAAGCCCCAGAGUGAUAGAGAUCUAAAUUUUAAAUCCUGUAGAAAUUGACGUACACUACAAAGAAUUGGUUUGUAGAGCCUCUUCUACUUAACGGUAUGGUACAGAGAUCAAUCUGUCAUGCUAAACGGUUGUAACAAAGGUGUAAAACUAGAUUGGUUCCUGCAGCAUGAUUCUCUAGCAAAUGUCACCAUUAAUGGUAAUAUAGAGCCCUCCUUUGUGUUAUAUGCCUUUCCAAAUUUGAGAGUUUGUUGUAGAAUUAAUGUGGUAAUUUAUUUCUCUGAUAAUGUGAAUAAGUAAAUAAAUAUGUUUUAUGUGA
Thrips palmi is the source of this 2029-nucleotide messenger RNA. RefSeq lists its product as uncharacterized. NCBI's taxonomy places the organism in Eukaryota, Metazoa, Arthropoda, Insecta, Thysanoptera, Thripidae. The transcript is spliced from 7 exons. The record is from RefSeq and is a predicted model, not a curated record. The coding region runs from base 35 to 913 and encodes 292 amino acids.